This is a messenger RNA of Polistes dominula (European paper wasp), 3546 nucleotides long. It is a transcript of the gene Liprin-beta, whose product is annotated as liprin-beta 1. Lineage: Eukaryota; Metazoa; Arthropoda; Insecta; Hymenoptera; Vespidae. The record is from RefSeq and is a predicted model, not a curated record. Gene Ontology annotation, cellular component: presynaptic active zone. Gene Ontology annotation, molecular function: protein binding. Gene Ontology annotation, biological process: neuromuscular junction development.
GUGGACAAACAACGUGACACGUAAUUUAUAUAUUAUAAUAAUUUAAUAUUUUUAUCAAAGGCUGUGAUUCAGGUUCAUCCUUUCAUUGAUUAAUUUUAUACCAAGAGAAAUACGUAUCUUUCAGGUGCAUCCAUUCAAAAAAACCAUAAAGAGUAUAGUUCUUAAUCGAACCCCUUCAUACAGAUAUCGUUGAUUGAUAAUAUACAUGUGUUAUCCCUCACAUUGUUCACCACUUAUAUAUGUAUUUAUCUUCAUCCUUGAUCUCUCAUCAUUAUUGAGAAGAAGGGGCAGCGAUCCCGACUAAUAAAGAGGGAGAAUACACUUGCUCUAUUUAUAAGUUACAAUCUCUCUUUCUUUCUUUCUCUUACUCUUCUUCUUCUUCUUCGUCUUCUUCUUCUUCGUUUUCGUCUUCGUCUUCUUCCUCCUCACCACGAUAAAUUUUGUGAUGUUAAAUUUAGUUUCGAUGUAGACGAAGUUGAGCUUAGCAUAUGAGACUGAGUUUCAUCUAUAUUCAAUGUGCCGAAUAAUUUGAAAAUUUUCAACCGAUAUAAAAUACUUUCGUCAAAAGUUCUAGACCAGUUAUUUUAUUCGUUAUUUCAUUCUUUGUUUGUUUUUUUUUUUUUCAUACUCUAAAAAGUUUCUAAAUACUUGUAGAGAAGUUUCUUUUUUUCAAUAUUAUUUUCUCGUGUUUUAUGUGACAUACAUUUAUGCAUGAUUAUUCAGUUCAAGAGUUUAGAUUAUACGUUUCAAUAAUGUGGUGCAAUCAUGAUAUUUCAAAAGAAGAUGUUAUUUUUCUAAAAAAUGGAUAAUACGUGGAAUAAUUAUUCUAAAGAAUUUAAGAAUUUAAUUGCUACCAUGGAAGAAGAUAAUAAACUACAUAGAAAAGAUUCACAGUCGGAUUCGUCAGAUGCUGCUUCAACUAUAAAACACUGGGAUAGUCAAUGGACACCUUCAGAAGGAUAUGAUUCUUCUGAAACGUCUAAUUCAGGUUGUGGUGAGGAUUAUACUGAAGAUUAUCAACACAGAAUAGCAAUUGAUCCUUCUAGAUUUGUUGAAGAUUGUCAUAGUGGUUGUAGGUCUCAAACUUGUCUUUGUCAGGUAUUAUUUGGAAGAAUAUAUUUUAUGAUAUUGUUGUGUUCGUAUCUGAUAUCAACAUUUCAUUUUCACAAAUUAACGUGUACUUGUAAUAUCACACUUCAGGGUUGUCUAUUCGAAUACAAUAGGAUGAUAAAUCUUCAAGGGAGUGUGUCCAAUAUUUGUGGAACACCAAUAACUAAAACUAAUCCAAAUCAUUUAUCAACGAUUCCAUCAUUGUAUAGUACACCAUGUCCAAGUAUCCAGAGUGAGCUGCCACGUCAUUAUAACAAGGAUCAUCUUCCUUUAAAUUGCAAUUGUCAUGCAAUGUAUCCUUGUCAUAUGCAACAAAUUUCAUUGCCUUUGAAGGAAUGUCAUUUACAUUCCAGUGACAAAACAAAUAGCACUACUUCUCUUUCUGGAAAUUCAGUAGGUCGUUCUGGUGCUGGUUCAUUGGAUAGAAGAAGACGAAGAUUUAAAAGUAAAACUGAUCAUAAUCAGAGGACUAAAUCCCAUAGUGAUUUAAUAUGCUGCCCUAAAGAUAGACCACAUUACUGUUCUUUACAGCAAUUUCAAUGUGGCAAUAAUCCACACAUGUAUAACUACUAUAAUAAAACUGAGGAACGUCUUCAAAAAUUAGAAAAUGAACGUGGUGCACUUCACAUGGAGGUAUCAGUUCUAUCAGAGCAAGUCGAUGCACAAUCUAGCAAAAUUCAAGAAUUGGAAAAUAUGCUUAAAGAAAAAAAGCAUUCUCUCAGACAAAUGGAAGAAGCUUUGCAAGAGGAAGUGUUAUCAAGAAGUGCAUUGGAGACAGAAAAACUCGAGCUUCUUAGUUCUCUUUCCGAACUGAAACUCAAACAGGCUAGCUUAGAAUAUGAAAAUUUAACAUUAAGAAAAACAAGUUCAUCAUUAUCCAAUGGGGAGAGAUUCAGUAGACAUGCCGGUCAAUAUAGCAGUCUUCCAAGGCCACCAACAUCUUCAAAGAAAGGAGUAGCGUUUGGUAAGGUUUCCAAUUUAAUCUCUGGGGAGCACACAACAGUACCAUUGGCUGUUAGAGGAAUUUCUGCGAGAUGUCUAUCAGCUCCUAUUCUAGCGGAAGAAGAAAAAACGGUAAUUGGAGAGUCAAGUUUUCAACCAGAAUCAACACCAACAAAGCCCCUUGCAGAAUUGUCUAUACAAGAAGUUGGUGAUUGGUUAUCCCGUAUUGGUCUGGAAUGUUAUACAGCAGAAUUAAAACGAUGGGGUGCUACCGGUGUAAAAUUAGUUGAUGCAACACCAAAUCAAAUUGAAAAGGAACUUGAUAUCAAAAAUGUAUUACACAGAAAGAAAUUAUUAUAUGCAAUUGAAUCUGAGAGAUCUAAUGCAGAGGGUUUUCUUGGUUCGGAGAAGAUGGACAGUGCUGCGGUAUUACGAUGGUUAGAUGAUAUUGGAUUACCCCAACAUAAAGAAGCUUUUCAUAAUGCCAAAGUUGAUGGUAGAGUAUUACAUAGAUUAACAACAGAAGACUUAUUGAAUCUCGGAGUGACAGCUCAGUUACAUGCAGCUAGUUUACGACGAGGAAUUCAGAUUUUGAGGGAAUUGAAUUUUGAAUUUGAUAAUUUGGAGAGAAGAGCAGCAAGUGGGAACGGUGCAGAUGGAAGUAACGUUACAUUAUGGACUAAUCACAGAGUAAUGGAUUGGUUAAGAGUAGUUGACCUAGCAGAAUAUGCACCCAAUAUGAGAGGCUCAGGAGUGCAUGGUGGAUUAAUGAUCCAUGAAGGUCGUUUCACAUCAGAGUUGUUAGCAACCAUAUUAAGCAUUCCACCUUCAAAAACUUUAUUAAGAAGGCAUCUGACAACUCACUUUAAUCAAAUUCUUGGUAGAGAAGUUGUGCAGCAUAAAAGAGAGAUGGAAAGUACACUUGGAUUCGUACCUCUAACUCUUACGGCUAGAUUGAAGGCACCAAAGAAGUCUCAGUUCACGUUGAAACGUAAAAAGAGUAAAAACGAAGUGGAUUAUGGAAAUCUGGUUUGUCCUUUGGAAACAUCACCACCAGAUCUAGAGGAUACUGGACAAAAGAAAGUAAUUGGUUGUAUAUGAGGAGAAAAUUAACGUAACAUUUAUUUUCUACAAUGAAUAUUAUAUUAUAGGCAAUUAUUUCAUUUUUAUACCAAAAAAAAAAAAAAAAGAAAAUUUGUGCUUUUAUUAAAAUUUGACUUACAGACAAUUUAUUAGCAAAGAGAAUGGUGAUAUAAAAAAAACAAAAAACAUAAAAUAAUGUAAAUCACGGAUAAACAAACGGGGACCAUUUUUUUUUUGUUUUUAACGAAACGAACGUAUAUUAACAAUUUUUCUAAUCAAAAUAAAAUAACAGGACAGUAUAAUAGGUGCCUUGCUAUGUAUAACGUGUUUAGAUUAUGUCAUGUAUUUUUCAAUACAGAUUUGUAAUAACCUUAUCAAAAUAUUAAUAAUAAUAAUAAUAAUUGUUCAAUA